Molecule: messenger RNA, 2926 nt
Organism: Larimichthys crocea (large yellow croaker)
Lineage: Eukaryota; Metazoa; Chordata; Actinopteri; Sciaenidae
Gene: fbxo21
Product: F-box protein 21
Exons: 12
Coding region: 28-1944 (638 amino acids)
Molecular function (GO): DNA binding; protein binding
Source: RefSeq, a predicted model, not a curated record
AUGAGGUAAUUGGGGUAAACAGUAAAGAUGGCGACGUCUGUAUCCGGAGAGGGGCAACCCAGUCUGAAUGGGAUUAUUUCUGACCCCCAGACUAAAAGACUGACGGAUCUGCCGACCGAGUUACUCGAACACAUCCUGUGCUUCCCUGUCCUCAAGCAUGUCGACAUUUGUAACGUGUCCUGCUGCUGCAAGCGGCUGCACGACGUUUGCCAUGGAAGAGGAAAGGUCUGGGGACACCAGUACAAACUCAGAUGGCCAAGACUGCAGAGGUUUUACCGUCAGAAUGAGUGCUGUGACUGGGUCAGAGAAUACAAAACACGGCACAGAGCUGGGAUACAAAUACGAAGGACCGUGGAAUCUAUCUCAAAGAGAUUCUUCACAGAAGUCCCUUGCGUUGGCCAGGUGCUGGGAGACAGCUUUGCAGAGAUUGAGUCGCUUGGGAUGCCGGAGCACUUCUGUGAAGACGAGCUCCUCUUCAUUCUCAAUACCGACAAGAGGAAAAGCUUGACACUGAAGUACUAUGCAAAGAAAAUCCUUUACUUCCUGAGACAGCAGAACAUCCUGAAGAGGUUGAAGACAUUCCUUGAGCAGCCUGCAGAACAACAGUCUGCUUUAGAGGGUGCUGUAUUGGUGGAUCAGUAUUGUAACCCACUGGCCGAUGUGACACUGAGCGGCAUAUCGGCCCAGCUGGACGAGAUCGCGGAGAAAGUAAGGAAGAUGCUGAGAAUCAAGAAUUCCUCUCACCCCAGUCUGCGCGUCGCUCAAGGUGACUGUUUUGUCGUAGAGGACUUUGAGCUCCAGAGGCAGGUGGUGUGUGCCCUAAACUCUGUCCUAUAUGAGCAGCUUCAAUACAAAGGCAACGAGUUCGACUACUACAACCCUCUGAACUCUUACAUCCACCAGGUGCUACUACGCCAUACAGGCAUUCCCAUUAGCCUCUCUGUCCUCUACAUGACAUUAGCCAGCAAGCUUGGUGUUCAGCUGGAACCUGUCAACUUUCCCAAUCAUUUCCUGCUGCGCUGGUGCCAAAAACCAAGGGGGACUGAGGACAUCUAUGACUUUGUCUACAUUGAUGCCUUUGGUAAAGGCAAACAGCUCACAGCCAAGGAGUGCGAGUACCUCAUUGGCCACCAGGUGACGGCAGAUUACUAUAGUGCCAUCAGCACCAAUGAGGUGCUGCUCAGGAUGGUGGGAAAUCUGCUCAACAUUGGUAAAAGAGGGGAGGGCAAUGAGAAAUCCUACCAGCUGCUAAGAGACUCUCUGGACCUCUACCUCACUAUCAACCCAGAUAAUGUGCAGCACCUGCUGCUGCAGGCACGACUCUACUUCCAUCUGGGCAUUUGGCCAGAAAAGGUGCUAGACAUCCUGCAGCACAUUCAGGCAUUGGAUCCCUCCCAACAUGGGGCAGUGGGUUACUUGGUGCAACACACACUGGAGCACAUCCAGCACAAGAAACAUCCUGCUACACCUGAGGUCAAGAAGCGUAGCACUCCAGAACACCUGGAGGUCCAGUAUUCAGUUGGCCUCAUCAUGAAACACAAGAGGUCUGGCUAUAAUUGUGUUAUCUAUGGCUGGGACCCAAAGUGCACCAUGAGUCAGGAGUGGAUCACCACAAUGAGGGUGCACCAGCUGUCCAAUGGUGCCAACCAGCCUUUCUACAAUGUCCUCGUACAGGAUGGAACAUGUCGCUACGCAGCACAGGAGAACCUGGAGCCCCACUCGGCCCCCCUGGAGAUCGGCCACCCUGAAGUGGGACGCUAUUUCUCAGAGUUUGCCGACACCCACUAUUCUGCCAACGAAGAACUACAGACACGAUACCCAGAGGACAUGGAUGAAACUUUGGGCACCGUGCAGGAGCUUUACCACAGACUGACGCCUGGCACUGAAAACCAGGACCAGGCUCCUGCCACUGACCAAAACAACCACGAAGCCAUGCCCAUAUAGCAAAGUAGCUGUUUCCAACAACCUUCCGCCUCUGCCUAACCAAUUCCUAGUCACCCAUUCUCAAUUCAAAAUCCACUUAGCUGCUGCUUUAUUGCACAUACUCAAGAUCGGGACAUGUGUAAGAGAGAGGGGCUUUGUAUAAAUUUACCAUAAAUUUAAAUUUUUUGGGGGGUUUUUUUUGUAUCAUCAAGAAAUGAUUCACAAAUGUGGUUUUGUACCACAGUCUGUUUCCUUUGCAGGUUGGGAAAGAUUUAUUUUAACAUUACAAUGUCUUAAAGUGUAGAAGAAGACCAGAAAGUCUAGAAACAUGUUGCACAUGUUAGUGUCUAAAUAUCUAAAUAUCACUGUGUAUUUGUUGUGAAAACAAACUAACUAUGGUAUUAUUAGUAUUAUAGCCUAGCUGAUGGUCAUUACCCAGGAUUUUCAAAUCUCACUCACAAAGUUGAGUUUGGAAGAAGUAUGGAAAUCCAAAACAACUAACAACCAAAACUAGUCUUUUCAAGACUUGUGGUACCCAGUUAAGUGGAUGAGUAUGUUCAGGAUGGGUGGCCAGGUGCUGUAAAUCUCCCUUACCCAAAACCAAGGAAUGCUCCUUUACCCACAGCUCCACAUCAACCCCUGACAACACCUCCCUGCACCCAGCACCAGUCAAACAAGCCUUCAACAUAUAAUCCAAACCCCGAGUUACAGUGCCACACAAAAGACUAUAAAGAAGAGAGACUUUGUACAUUGUACUUUUAAUUCUCCAUCUUUUAAUCUAAUUCCAUCCACUUACAGAAGUUCAACGUUCACAUUUCUAGAUUAUCCUGUUUUGUUUUUCUGUAUAUUUACAAGUGAAACACGUAGGAUGUCAUAGCUCAUCACAUGUUGAGCUACUCAUGGAAAAAAAACAAAAAAAACAAUAAUGGCACCACUGACUUGAAACAGAAAUGACUCUGAGCUUUGAAGAAACUACAAAAAGAAUAAAAGAGUUUCAAGUUUU